Molecule: messenger RNA, 2387 nt
Organism: Pristis pectinata (smalltooth sawfish)
Lineage: Eukaryota; Metazoa; Chordata; Chondrichthyes; Rhinopristiformes; Pristidae
Product: inner ear-specific collagen-like
Exons: 7
Coding region: 419-1882 (487 amino acids)
Molecular function (GO): protein binding
Source: RefSeq, a predicted model, not a curated record
CGCGCCGGCUGCGGGGGGGGGGGGGGGGGAAGGGUCUCAGAUGAGCGCUCGCGUCGGCCGGCGGAGGGCCGCCGUCGGGAGCCAACCAACCGCCCGCCGAACAGCUGGCGUUUACCUCUGGCCGAGGUCACAGACCUCGCACUAUGUAUGCACAUGCGCGCCGUCGAUUUCGUGCGCCCACCGAGGAGUUUGCGUACAGCCCUCUCGGUUUCACUGAGUCUUACCCAGCAGUACGUCUGAAGAGGACCAGAAAUGGCCAUGCUGAAUAAUGCACCUGGGAACAAUGGCUAACUUGUGAUGUUCACCUGGGAAAAAGGGUCUAUAAAACCAAGCACCAAACAAACCGUUAUCUCAGAUCCAACAGAAAGUUUGAAUUCAGGGGAUCUGCACCUCAACAGGUUUUGGAGUCAGAGUAAGAAUGCUGAAUGUAAUUGCGGUUUUGGCUCUGCUCACAAUCACGGAAGGCACCUCUCAAAAUGAAACUGGGCAACCGUCAAGCCGUGGACUUCCUGAUCCACUUGUUGAGUACAACAUGUGUCCCCUUCCAAACCAAGACUAUCCUUUCAACACAGAUAUGGUCCCAUCUUACUGUGUCUGCAUGCACUGUCAAGGACCAAAAGGGGAUCAAGGUCCUAAGGGAGAUAGAGGAAACUUCGGACCACCAGGAAAACCAGGCUCAACUGGCAUGAAAGGAAUCAAAGGAUUACGAGGACCCUUAGGUCCAAGGGGCUUUAGAGGGAUAAAAGGGCAGAAAGGAGCUCGAGGACCAAGGGGCAUGAUGGGACUCAAGGGGAUUCGAGGACGUCGGGGCUUUCAAGGCCGCAGAGGUCUAAGGGGUAACCCCGGUGCUAAUGGACUCCCAGGUCUUAAGGGAAAUGCAGGUGUGCCUGGUCAGUGUCCAGCUGACUGCCGUAGCGCAAAAGGAGAAAAAGGACAGAAAGGAGAUACAGGUUUCCGUGGUCCAAAGGGAGAUAUGGGUGAACUUGGAAUGGCUGGGGAACCCGGCCUCAAAGGUGAACCAGGAAGCACUGGACUGAAAGGAGACAAAGGUGAUGAAGGAGUGAAAGGUAGCCGAGGGGAUCCAGGUAUUUGUGACUGUGCGGAUGGAGAAAAAGGUGAACGUGGCAAUACUGGACCAAUUGGACCUAGAGGAGCCAAAGGAGAUCGAGGGCCAAUGGGUGAGCAGGGAAAGACUGGUGAAAAAGGAGUCAAAGGUGAUCAGGGAAAAGAGGGUGAAGAGGGACCUCCUGGGCCAUGUGUUCCUACCAUCCAAUCAGCUUUCUCUGCUGGGCGAAGUGCUGAAGAUGGGUUACCAAAUCCAUUUUUCCCAAUACCAUUUACCAUAAUCUUCUACAACAACCAGGGGCAUUUCAAUCCUGCAGUUGGAGUUUACAUAGCCCCAGUUAAUGGAACAUAUCUAUUUAGUUAUCAUUUGUCAAUACUGACAAAUCCUGUUAAAUUGGGACUAUUUAAAAAUCGUAAAUUAAUUAUCAAAACAGCUAACAGAGCUACCCAGGAUCAGGCUUCCCAAACUGUGAUAAUACAUCUUGUUGCAGGGGACAAGAUAUGGUUACAAGUGAAGGAUUCUAGUUUCAAUGGCAUGUACGCAGAUCAGGAUACUGACAGCACGUUCAGCGGCUUUCUCCUUUAUCCUGAUUCCUGUUACCCACUAAUUUCCAGGGGUAUAUUCCCAGCCAUUUUUGAAGAUGCUUCUAAUUACUACAAUCCCUAUUUCGAUGAUGAAAACCCAACACCUCCUGCAGAUGAUGGCUCAGGUUCUGGUUCUGGCUCCAGGAACAGCUAUGAUUCUGGUUCCAGUUCUAGUUCAGCACUUGAUUCAUUUGAGCCCAGUCCUCCUAAUGCCAGUGAAGCCCCAUCAUAGAGGCAAAAAAACUUUAAAUCCCACAGAAUGCAAAGUGAAAACUCAUGCCCACCAACUUCAAGCCUGUAAUGACUACUUGCAGUCGUAUUUUCAGCUAUAAUCACCAAUUAGGCUAACUAGUUCACAAAGGAAGCAUCCAAAAUAUUGAUUUAAAUAUGCUGUAAAAUCAUGAGCCAAGGCUUGUAGUUUUUUCAUUAUGCUAUAUUGCAAACAAACCAUUAUUGCCAUUUGCUAACUAGGAAUGAAAACAGUAAUUCUUUCUUUUCCCUCUGAAGUCUGGCAACUUUAUUUUCUCUUUCAUAUUCGUAAAUUUAUAAAUCUAAAGAAAGUCACAUUUCAGGUAUGUUGACUGAUGCCUUAACGGUUGGUUCCCUUUUAUGAUUACACUCACAUACUACUUUUUGGAGCAGGCAUUUUCUUCACUAACCAUACAUGUUUAGCUGUUAACUGAAGGUGUCAGUGGGUGAAAGUCAUAAGCUCUGGACCAAAUGCUCCAUCAAAAUGU